Molecule: messenger RNA, 1454 nt
Organism: Triticum aestivum (bread wheat)
Lineage: Eukaryota; Viridiplantae; Streptophyta; Magnoliopsida; Poales; Poaceae
Product: protein bfr2-like
Exons: 2
Coding region: 549-1241 (230 amino acids)
Source: RefSeq, a predicted model, not a curated record
UAAACCACUAGCUUAAGAUGGAGUUUUCUCGGUGUGUGGAUGAUAGCUUGUUUGGCAGUAUGGACCACAUCACCAAAUUUGUUGCCACAAGAUUGCCCGAGUCUUACGACAAAAUAAAGCAAAAGAAGCUCAUAGGGUUGGUGCACAAAAUGUGUUUCGUAAUUUCACAUGCAGUGGGGAAGCUCGUGACUAGGAUUGGGAGGAUUGAUGAUGAUUAAUGGGGGGUAAGGGAGGCAGAUCCUAUUACUGCGGAGAUAAGUAGGCAACAGUCUAAGAGAAGCUGUGAUCAAGUACCAGCCGACACGGGCAUCUUACCAAGUGAGGAGGAGUCAUUUAAUUCUGACAGAGAUGACAGCGAGGGAGCUAAUAGUGAAAGUGAGGGAGAUGGCAGGGAGAAAGAUAAUGAUGAAAGCAAUAGUGAUGGCAGUUCGGACAACGAUGAUGGUGAUGAUUUUGUAAAUGAGGAGGAACGAAGUGGCACUGAGGGGAAACCAAGUAGUUAGGGAGCACGACAAGUGGUUGAUCACCAUGAGGAGGCAAGUGUUGACAUGGAGAGGGAAGUCGGAACUGAUGGAAACAAGGAUGGUGAAGAUGAUAUAGAGGAAGAGGAUGACGAAAAAGAAGGGGAUGCAGGAAAGGAAGACAAUGACGAUGAAGAAGGUGAUGGGCACGAUAAAGAGAAGGAAGAUGAUGGGCAGGGAAAGGAUGAUGUUGAUGAUGAUGAUGGUGGAGGUUGCAACGGUGACUCAGGCGACAAUGGUGGCUCCUACGGUAAUGAGGAUGUUGCAGCUGAAGAACAAGACAGCGACGAUGAUGAACAAAGCACGCUGCAAUUUCUAAUUGAAAAGAAGAGAUAUAGUAAGCCAAAAGGACUGCAUGAGGCAGCUAACAUCUCUAUCAAAGAUCUUGUGAUGACUGAGUUUAAAACUGCUGCUUCCCCAAAGCCACGCUUCCCUGUUUUUGAAGUAAAAGAAAUGUUGGAUCUUGAUUACAGAUCCGUUGCAGCCGAAGCUAGGAUUAUUUUCGAAGAGCUGUUGAGGGCAGAAGAUUUGGAUAUGGUCUUCACAUUUAAACCUGAAGAAAUAUGCCCAAAGCCGAUUCGCCAGAAAAUAAUGAGAGAAAUUGGUGCUCUAAAUGAAGUUGCAGAACCAAAGAAAGUUGGUCAAAACCAACUACCACCACUUCCGCCAUCAAAGAAGAUGAAGAAAACUUUCAGUUUCAUAUUAGAGCCAUCUAUAUGAAUGAAACAACAAUCACUACAGGAAUCAGGAACUUUGUCGUCCGCCAAGGCUGGCGGCAAAGGCAUACAUGGCAGAUGGCAACAUGUCCGACUGAAUAGGCUACGGCAAAGGGCUCUUUGCCGUCAGCUCGCAGACGGCAAAGAUGAAAAAGGCUUUGCCGUCCGCUGACAUACGGCAAAGAUCUUGGACGGCACACGUGGUAGUUCAGGUCCG